This is a messenger RNA of Anopheles funestus (African malaria mosquito), 2012 nucleotides long. RefSeq names its product probable methylmalonate-semialdehyde dehydrogenase [acylating], mitochondrial. Gene Ontology annotation, molecular function: malonate-semialdehyde dehydrogenase (acetylating, [NAD(P)+]) activity; methylmalonate-semialdehyde dehydrogenase (acylating, NAD+) activity. The transcript is spliced from 5 exons. Lineage: Eukaryota; Metazoa; Arthropoda; Insecta; Diptera; Culicidae. The coding region runs from base 263 to 1828 and encodes 521 amino acids. The record is from RefSeq and is a predicted model, not a curated record. Gene Ontology annotation, biological process: L-valine catabolic process; thymine catabolic process. Gene Ontology annotation, cellular component: mitochondrion.
AAAAGAACCUCGCGGCAUAUGAGAUCGCCAUUGGCGCAUCGCACGGCAACCGGUCUAACGAAACAGUUUCGCCCGUGUGUGCGGCUGCUCGCGUAAAUGUUAAAACAAUUGGCCGCACCAUCCGCUCGCUUUCGAUUCAGUUAUUUUAGAUCCGGAGACUAGACAUAACGUGUAGCGCCACAGUGCCGACAAGCUCCGUCGUCGUUGUCGCUGAUAAUUGUGUACCGAGUGGAACCUGAGAGGUGUGUCUGUUUUUAGCAAAAUGGCUCUUCUGCGACUUGUUGCUACCGAGUGCCGCAAUGUGCUGCAACGUGGCUACAGCACAGCCUCCGUGCCGACCACGAAGAUGUUCAUCGAUGGCAAGUUCGUCGAGUCCAAGACGAACGAUUGGAUUGAUCUGCAUGAUCCUGCCACGAACGAGGUGGUGACGCGCGUUCCCAAAUGCACUCAGGACGAAAUGCAAACGGCGGUCGAAUCGUCCAAGAAGGCAUUUAAGACCUGGCGCCAAUCGUCCAUCCUGAGCAGACAACAGGUAAUGUUCAAACUGCAGCACAUUAUCCGCAACAACAUGUCGGAGCUGGCGAAAAACAUCACCAAGGAGCAGGGCAAAACACUGAUCGAUGCGGAAGGAGACGUUCUGCGUGGAUUGCAGGUCGUGGAGCACUGCUGCAGCAUCACAUCGCUGCAGAUGGGCGAAACGGUGCCCAACAUUGCGAAGGACAUGGAUACGUACUCGUACACGCUGCCGCUGGGUGUAACGGCCGGUGUUGCACCGUUCAACUUCCCCGCGAUGAUUCCGCUGUGGAUGUUCCCGGUGGCGAUCACAUGCGGUAACACGAGCAUCAUUAAGCCGUCGGAACGUGUCCCGGGUGCUACGAUGCUGCUGAUGGAGAUGCUGAACGAAGCAGGUUGUCCGCCCGGUGUAGUGAAUGUCAUUCACGGUGCCCAUGAUGCGGUUAACUUUGUCUGCGACAAUCCAGAUAUCAGAGCCGUGUCGUUUGUCGGUUCCGACCAGGCGGGCAAGUACAUUUACGAACGUGCGGGACGUAACGGCAAGCGUGUACAGUGUAAUAUGGGUGCGAAGAACCAUGGCGUAAUUAUGGCCGAUGCUAACAAAGAGAACACACUGAAUCAGCUGGCCGGUGCCGCGUUCGGUGCGGCCGGACAACGCUGCAUGGCUCUCUCGACGGCGGUAUUUGUUGGUGAGGCAAAGAACUGGAUUCCCGAUCUGGUGGAGCGCGCACGCAAAUUGAAGGUCAAUGCGGGUCACGUGCCCGGUACGGAUGUUGGACCGGUAAUUUCGCCACAGUCGAAACAGCGCAUCCACGAGCUGGUAGAGUCGGGCGCCAAGGAGGGUGCAAAGAUCGUGCUGGACGGACGCGACAUUAAGGUGGACAGCUAUGCGAACGGUAACUUUGUCGGACCGACCAUUAUUAGCGACGUGAAGACGAAUAUGAGGUGCUACACGGAAGAAAUCUUUGGCCCCGUGCUGGUGUGUCUGUCCGUCGACACGAUCGACGAAGCGAUUGAGCUAAUCAACAACAACCCGUACGGUAAUGGAACGGCCAUCUUCACCACCAACGGUGCCACAGCACGCAAGUUCGUAAACGAUAUCGAUGUCGGACAGGUUGGUGUGAACGUACCGAUUCCGGUUCCGUUGCCAAUGUUCUCAUUCACGGGUAGCCGAGGCAGCUUCCUGGGCGAUUGUCACUUUUACGGCAAGCAAGGCAUCAAGUUCUACACGCAGACGAAAACCGUCACUCAGCUGUGGCGUGAGGGUGAUGUGAGCCACACCAAGGCAGCCGUUGCCAUGCCAACGAUGAAGUAAUGAAACACGCGUAUGCGUACGUAUUUUGCGCCAUUAUUAUCAACAGCACAACGCGAGAACCAGUGCCCGUGCCCGAUAACGACAACGAACGUCUUCCAGAUAAAGUGCAUUUAAAAUGAUUAGUUUUUAUAAAACAAAUCAAACUAGUGAAAUAAAGAUGCCCGUAAUGCUUUGCUCUUAACAA